Molecule: messenger RNA, 1767 nt
Organism: Lodderomyces oxycetoniae
Lineage: Eukaryota; Fungi; Ascomycota; Pichiomycetes; Serinales; Debaryomycetaceae
Product: TATA-binding protein-associated factor TAF7
Exons: 1
Coding region: 1-1767 (588 amino acids)
Biological process (GO): RNA polymerase II preinitiation complex assembly; transcription initiation at RNA polymerase II promoter
Cellular component (GO): transcription factor TFIID complex
Molecular function (GO): RNA polymerase II general transcription initiation factor activity
Source: RefSeq, a predicted model, not a curated record
AUGGCACUUAAGCUCAAGUUGAAGGUCCCAGCAGCUGCUGAACAGGAUGCACCACCACCACCCCGGAUUCCGAAAUUAAAGAUUAAAGCGCCCUCUGUGGUACCCUCUGUGGUACCCUCUGUGGUACCCUCUGUGGUACCCUUAAAGCGAGAGGGGGAGAGUCAACUUCACACGGUUGAAAAGAAACCCAAAAAGUUGAAAUUGAGUUUAUCAAAGAAGAAACAAGUUUCAAAAGAGUCGUCUAGACCGAAAUUUGUUCCGCGGGUUCGGAUAAAGCCAACGAGGGUUCCUGGAGAAGGGUACGAUUCAGAAGCACCGGAUGUGGAAGACGAUCCUCUUGUGGAGCAAGGUAUAAUCAUUCGAUUCCUUGACGAUUCGAAUCUCGACUUUGUACAUAAUGCAAUAGACUCGGGUGAUUUAACAGGGCUUAAUGUGAAAUGGAUAACAAAGGAAAAAGCUGUGGUUAAUGUUAAUGGUACUUUGUACUCGGCGCGGCUAAUUGAUCUACCCACGGUGACUGAAAUAUACAAGACUAUAGAUAAGAAGAAUAUAUUCAAAAACUUUGACGUUUGUCAGAUCCUACUUGUUUUGCAUAAAAUAAAUCCGGCACAAUUGAACUCGGAGAAGGAUUUUGAAGUUCCCGAGGAAUUGCUUUUUAAUCAUCCAUUCUACAAGUACAUUAAGAAUAACGAGAUAAAAAAGAGGCGACUUGUUCAUAGGGAUGGACUACUCAAUCCCUUGAAGGAUGUCUAUAGGCGGUUCAGACCUACUUUAGCCGAUCAUCGUGUGAUUCAAGACAUUGAGACUCGAGUAGAUCAGUUGAUCAAAUUGGACAAUGAGGCUGAGGAGAGCCAUUUUGAGCUUUUGAACGAGUCUUGUCAAUUGAGAUUCGGCCAGAAUAGUGGUACUUCAUCUGCUGCAACUACUCCGGCGCCAACUCCUCGCCCAAGGAAACAAGAGCUGGAUAGAAUGCAUGAAGAGAGUAGUGUUGUUGUUGCUGACGAUAAAGGAGAAGACUUUGAGCUUAAUUUUGAGGAAGAAUUAAUUAAAGCGUUGGAUGACGAAGGAGAAGAAAAAUCAACAGAGCAGAUGAUUGAGACUCCUGCACUGGCGGCUAAUAAGCUUCAAGAAGAGGGUGAAGUGGGAGAUGAGGAAGAGGAAGGUGAGGUGGGAGAUGAGGAAGAGGAAGGUGAAGUGGGAGAUGAGGAAGAGGAAGGUGAAGUGGGAGAUGAGGAGUUGUUUGGUGUUAUGGAUGAUGAUGACGAUGAUGAUGAGCAAGAGGAGGAGGAGGAAGAAGAAGAAGAAGAAGAAGAAGAGGAUGAUGAUGAUGACGAGGAAGAGGAUGAUGAGGAAGGAGGUGAUGGAAAUGGUGGAGAUGGCGAAGGCGGAAGAGCCCUACUGCAUGUCAAAUUGUUGGAAGAAGAAAUAGCUGAACUUGAAAAGGCCGUUGAGAACCAUAGAAAAAACCUCUUCUCAGCUACAAACAAAAUGAUGAAGAUGAAAUACCAAAAUACUUUUUCCUCCUUAAAGGCAUCUUUGGAUCAAAAGAAGAGAGACUUAUCAAAGGCAUUAGAGGAGUGUGAUGGUCACCUGAAAAAUUCAGGUAUUGAAAGAGAUGGCGAAAAGGACAAUGGAAACGAUGAAGUAAAUGUCAAAGAAGGAGAAGGAGAAGGAGAAGGAGAUGCAGAAGGAGAUGCAGAAGGAGAUGCAGAAGGAGAAGGAGAAGGAGACGAUGAAGAAAACUCCGAUGUAGAUGAUCUCUUUUAA